This is a messenger RNA of Notothenia coriiceps (black rockcod), 2454 nucleotides long. RefSeq names its product MORC family CW-type zinc finger 3a (gene morc3a). Bases 77 to 2098 code for a protein of 673 amino acids. Gene Ontology annotation, molecular function: ATP hydrolysis activity; zinc ion binding. The transcript is spliced from 11 exons. The record is from RefSeq and is a predicted model, not a curated record. NCBI's taxonomy places the organism in Eukaryota, Metazoa, Chordata, Actinopteri, Perciformes, Nototheniidae. Gene Ontology annotation, cellular component: nucleoplasm; nucleus.
CUUCAUUUGUAUGAGGUUAUAAUUGUGUUUCUACUGUCCGCAGGCAUAUUGCAGUAUUCUCUACUUGAAGCCUCGGAUGCAGAUCAUCGUACGGGGUCAAAAGGUGAAAUCUCAGCUCAUUGCUAAGACACUGGCCUUCGUCAGAAAGGACCACUACAAGCCCAUUUUCCUGACCAAACGCAUUCCCAUCAUUUUUGGCUAUAACACCAGAAGUAAAGACCAGUAUGGGAUUAUGCUGUAUCACAAGAAUCGGCUCAUCAAAGCCUAUGAACGUGUAGGCUGCCAGCUCAAGGCCAACAAGGAAGGAGUUGGGGUCAUAGGGAUCAUAGAGUGUUUCUAUCUGGAACCUACCCACAACAAACAGAGCUUUGAUGAGACAGAUAAGUACAGGAAAACAAUGAACAGCUUGGGGACCAAACUGGAGGAGUACUGGAAUGAAAUAAACUACAAGAAAAAACAAGAGAAUCCAAACAGCACCAUACCCAUGGAAGAUACCACGAAGCGACCGGAUCAAAACUGGGUGAUGUGUGAUGAGUGUUUGCACUGGCGCAAACUCCCUGAUGGGAUCGACACCGACAAGCUGCCAGAUAAAUGGUCCUGCCAUUUGAACCCGGAUCCGCAGUUCAGGAGCUGCCAAGCAGAACAGGAGCCUGUGGACUCAGAUGACGAUCUGCAACCUUCAUACCGCAAGACGUAUAAACUAAAAGAAAGGGAAGACAUGAGGAUUCAAGAGCAAACGGCUGAGGAGGCUCGAACGGCGCUGCGUUUGGCUAAUCUCGCCAAGCAGAAAAAGGCCCAAAUACAGGCUGUCGCUUCCCCCUCCACACAUACUACUCCAAAGAGUAGGUCUAACAACAUUUUGCCCCUAGGGGGGGCUGCGAGAGCUCUCUCCGCUCCACUGAGGUCCCCCCCCCUUUCACAAGCUGCUUGCAGCCCUUCAAGUAGCAGUGAUCUUCCAUAUAUAUCCGGUGUUUUCUCACUGGCAAAUCUCCCUCAGAGCAGGGGGAAAAGAACUCAGCCGGCUUCUCCACAAAUAACCCCCAAAAGGCCGAGACAGAAUGGCUUCCAUCAGGGCAAAUUAGACCUAUCAACAUUAGUGAAUGUGAGCCCACUGAGCUCCCCACCAGUUAUCAGUGAAAAUGAUGAGGACACUGAUGAUGAUGUAUGCAUCUUGGAGACGGUCAGUACCCCCAAGCCAACAAGUCUGUCUUUAGACUUGACUAAAGUGAAGACCGAGGUGGAGCAAAGUGAUGCUGACGUGGGCAUGCUGAUGGAGUGCAGCGAUGAUGCUGCUUUGGAUAACGGCCCAGACAUAAAUGCUGCGGGAACGAGCUCCUCAGCGUCUGCAGCUGUGGGAACCAGUACCUCCACAGCACCCCCCACAGGGGUGUCCACCAGCACCACCCAAACAGAUGUACCCAAAGUAAAGAAGGAAGAGGAGGACCAAAUUCCAACUGAAGAGGAGGAGAGAGUGGGGCUGAGUACAUCUAAUAUAACAAAGCCUUCAGGUGUCUGCAGGGUGGAGCAGAGUGUAAGGAAGGAAGCGAGCAGUGGAGAUGCUCAUUGUGAGAAUGAAGGAGACCUCACCUUGCAGAAUGGAGUGACACAUCAUGAAGAUAGUGAGGAAGAAGCUGGACCUUCCUGGGCUCAAAAAGACUCUCCACAUCCCCACCCCAGUGUGAUUGAGGUACAGGGGCAGCAGGACCAGCUUCUAGAGCUCAUGCAGGAAAUCGCUCAGGAGAGAGACUCCUUUAAAGAGCAGGUGCACAGUCUUAUCUGCCAACUGCACGACACGAAGAGCAGACUGCAGGAGCUGAGCAGUGUGAAGAAGGAGAGCUCCAACCAGGCCAGCCAGACGGAGGAAUCUGAGAAGGACUACAAAGAUCUGUUUGAGAAGGCCAAACAGAAAGUGGAAGAACUUAUUAAGGAAAAGGUUUCACUGGAAGCCACCAAACCCAGUACUGCCCAAUGUGAGGAAAAGGACUUUGACGAGAUUGCUAUGCAAGUUGACUGUCUGAUGCGACAGCUGGAUGAAAGACAAAAGGAGAAAGAUGAACUGCGCUCACAGGUCAGUCUUACAGCUGUAUACGCAGUGUAGCGUACAACAGUGGUUCCCAACCACUGGUACAGGGACCCCUAGGGGUACUUGAGGGGAUCGCAGGGGGUACGCAGGUCCAUUCAUCGCCAAAUAAAUAAAUAACUUUUGUCUUACAUGAAUACAGAAAAUAACAUUGUUUCUUUUCAAAUAUGACGGAUAAAAGUGACUGUUCAGAGGGGAGGGGUUGCUUCCUAAAUAAGUAGUGAGUCUUAACAUAAUUAUUUUUACCUGACAACAAGUGUACAUUUCAAGUUUAAAUGCAUUUGUAUUGAAUGUGAGUUAUACAAUGGAUUUUCCUUUAGGAGUAGUUGGGUUGAACACGAUAACAAAGGGUUUAAUACACGAAAAAAUGUAGG